AUGAAGAUCCAGGUCAAGCUGACCGCCACGGCGGCCAUCGAGCGCCUCAAGGCGGACGAUCCCGAGCUGGUCUCGUGCGAUCUUUCAAACAACGCUGUCCUGCAGAUGAAGGCGUCGGAUAUGAUUCCACGGCUGGCCGAUGCGCUGGCGGGCAACUCACAUUGCCGCGAGCUCAACCUGACCGCGUGCAACCUCGACGACGCGUGCUGCGAGAAGCUCGCCGCGGCGCUCGCUGGCAACCACCACCUCGCUUCGCUCGUCCUCGAGGGCAACCGGUGCGGCAACGAGGGCGCCACGCACAUAGCAAGCGCGCUCCGCACAAACCGAGGGCUGAUGAUGCUGAACCUGCUCAACCAAAAGGGGAGCCGAUUCGGCGACUCGACCCUCGCCGCCUUCACUGGCGCCUUCGACUCCAACAUCACCCUUCUCAAGAUCAUCUGGCGGCUCGAGUCGCGGCAGUCGUUCCGGCUCAACAAGCUGCUCGUGCGCAACAACGAGAUCGACCGCCGCAUCGCCUCGGGGCGGGACUACUCCGACCUCCUCCCCGAGGGCGUCGCGCCCCUCGCGCCUGCCCUCGCGGCGCCCCCGCCCCCAAGCUCCGGCGCAGCCAUCGCCAGCGCGGGCGUGUCGGCGGACGGAGACGCUCUCCCGGACUACCUGAGCCGCGAGGCGGUGGCCGCGGGCCUGAGCUCCACGCUGCAGCAGGCGGAGGCACUCGAGGCUUGCACACUCCCGCAGCUACGAUCCGCACCUUCUGUCUCUUUACCGCGUGUCUUCUCCCAACAGGCGGCGGGCUUCGCGGAGAAGGCCGCCGAGGCGGCGGCGGGCGCCUACCACGCGCAGCACGUGGAGCCCGCCGAGGCUGGGGCCGAGGUUGGGGCCGAGGUUGCAUGA
Emiliania huxleyi CCMP1516 is the source of this 894-nucleotide messenger RNA. RefSeq lists its product as hypothetical. The transcript has 6 exons. Gene Ontology annotation, biological process: pointed-end actin filament capping. Gene Ontology annotation, molecular function: tropomyosin binding. The record is from RefSeq and is a predicted model, not a curated record. NCBI's taxonomy places the organism in Eukaryota, Haptophyta, Isochrysidales, Noelaerhabdaceae. Bases 1 to 894 code for a protein of 297 amino acids.